This is a messenger RNA of Strongyloides ratti, 1185 nucleotides long. RefSeq names its product CG5919 protein. The record is from RefSeq and is a predicted model, not a curated record. Gene Ontology annotation, biological process: isoprenoid biosynthetic process; isopentenyl diphosphate biosynthetic process. Lineage: Eukaryota; Metazoa; Nematoda; Chromadorea; Rhabditida; Strongyloididae. The coding region runs from base 1 to 1185 and encodes 394 amino acids. Gene Ontology annotation, molecular function: isopentenyl-diphosphate delta-isomerase activity. The transcript is spliced from 5 exons. Gene Ontology annotation, cellular component: signal peptidase complex; membrane; cytoplasm.
AUGUCAAAAUUCUUAAAAAUUUUAAAGCCUAAUUUUUCUAAACAAAUAAGGUAUUUUUCGAGAAGUGUACAAAAUGAAGAUAUUUGUAUUAAAGUCUCCGAAUCUGAUGAAAUAUUAGGAAGUAUUGGUAAAGUAGAAUGUCACAAACAACCAUUAUCAUUACAUAGAGCUUUUAGUGUAUUUUUGUUUAACGAUGAAAAUAAGUUACUACUGCAGAAACGUUCUUUGAAUAAAGUUACAUUUCCUGGAGUAUGGAGUAAUACUUGUUGUAGUCACCCCUUAUACAAUGAUAGUGAAAUUAAAGAAAAAGAUAACAAAGGAAUUAAGAUGGCUGCAUGUAGGCGGAUGGGACAGGAAUUAGGAUUAUGGAAUAUUCCAGAGGAUAAAUUUGAAGUAGCUGGACGUUUUCUUUAUAAAGCUGUUAUGGAUGAUGUUUGGGGUGAAUUUGAGCUAGAUUAUUCAUUAAUACUUAGAAAUAUUAACAUCUCAAAUAAGUAUAAACUUAAUCGGGAUGAAGUAGAUAAGGUUAUGUUUGUUAAUUUCAUUGAAUUACAAAAUAUGAUACAAAGUGGUGAGAAAUUUUCACCUUGGUUUAUGCUUUUUAAUAGACAUGGAUUUAUAAAAAAAUGGUUCGAAGAUCUUACAAUGCACAAUAUUUGGGCUCGUUUCAAUAAUGUUUUAGCUUUUACCUUAACAGUAUUAGCAGCAUCAACAUUUCUAGCAUUUGUCAGUAGUCAUAUUCUUGCUAAAAGUACUGUAGCUACUUUAAAUGCAAGGAAUGUCAGGGUAAAGAAUAUUCCUAGUAGAAUUCCAGGAACUCCAAAUAAUGAUUUUGCUCAUAUGGAAUUAGAUAUUGAAGUUGAUCUUUCAGAUGUUUUUAAUUGGAAUGUUAAAGAAUUAUUUGUUUAUUUAGUUGCCGAUUAUAAAACAAAAAAAAAUGCAUUUAAUCAAGUAACUUUAUGGGAUCAAGUUGUUCUAAGAAGUGAUAGGGUUGUCAUAAAUGAGAAAGACUUGUAUCCAGAGUAUUAUUUCUUCGAUGAUGGUUCCAAUCUUUUGAAACACGAUAAUGUUUCACUUACACUCAACUGGGAAGUUAUUCCAAACGCCGGAUUUAUGUUUCAUGAACGUGCUAAAGGAACUCACAGAAUACAAUUUCCAAGUUCAUACACAGUUGGUAGACUUUAA